UUUUCGAGAGUAACAUUUUACAACGGAAUAGCUCCAAGAAUCGUCUAAAAGCAUUUACAAACACAAUAGUGUUUGUUUAUAUCCAAGGAGACUGAAAUGACGUGACCUGCACUGAGGGUAGACGCCCAUGAAAGUACACCUACUAUUGCAUCUCCCCAAGGACUGUACGUACACCCAGUACUGAACCUUCACAUGGGCUGGACGGACACCCAUUACUGAACCUCCUCUCGGUUUGGACCUCCACACGGACUGGACAUAUUACCUAGUACGGGACCUCCACACGGAGUUCAUUGGUCAUGAUGAGAUCUAGACGGGGCGUGUGUGGAGGACGAGGCUGUGUGCUGGUGCUGGUGGUGUGUGCAGGAGGAAUCCUCCUGGUCCUUCCUAGUUGCUACCAGUUCUUCCUGCACACUCUGGCUCAACUGCAUCAACUGAUGUCCAUCCUUCAACAUCCUUCUGUCUGUCAAUACCCGUCUUUUUUCUACAAUGAAACAGAGAUAAAAGGCAUUAAUUCAAGUGUAGUGUCUGCUGGGAGAUGUCUGCCACAGCCUCGCUAUCUGCCUCUGCCUCAAGACAACCAGCAAGAUGGAUCACACCACAACACCUGCCUGACACAUAGACCCUACACUGGCCAGCUAAAGAUCUAUGUGAAAGGACUAAUGGUCCCUGU
Cherax quadricarinatus is the source of this 670-nucleotide messenger RNA. The record is from RefSeq and is a predicted model, not a curated record. NCBI's taxonomy places the organism in Eukaryota, Metazoa, Arthropoda, Malacostraca, Decapoda, Parastacidae.